Molecule: messenger RNA, 7520 nt
Organism: Neoarius graeffei (lesser salmon catfish)
Lineage: Eukaryota; Metazoa; Chordata; Actinopteri; Siluriformes; Ariidae
Gene: sar1b
Product: secretion associated, Ras related GTPase 1B
Exons: 7
Coding region: 259-855 (198 amino acids)
Biological process (GO): endoplasmic reticulum to Golgi vesicle-mediated transport; intracellular protein transport; vesicle organization
Cellular component (GO): endoplasmic reticulum exit site; COPII vesicle coat
Molecular function (GO): GTPase activity; GTP binding
Source: RefSeq, a predicted model, not a curated record
CACUCAGGGGAGCCGUUGAAGACGGUGUCCCUGCCGGAAGGAUUGACUGGUAACACAAAUAGGAAGCGGCUAGACAAAACAGGGCUAUUGCAAGUCAGCCAUUGCUGUGUGUCGUGGCUGUAUGAGUAAUACGUUUAUGCAUUGAAGGAAGACGUUUACUACAGCCAUUCGACUUUAACUGGAGGAAUUUUCCGCGUACCGAGGGUGACAGUCGUCUGUGAAUCUACACAUAGAUUCGAGGAUUAACACAAUCUGGAUAUGUCCUUCAUAUUUGAUUGGAUUUAUAGUGGUUUUAGUAAUGUACUGCAGUUUCUUGGACUGUACAAAAAAUCAGGUAAAUUAGUAUUUCUUGGUCUGGACAAUGCUGGCAAGACCACACUACUGCAUAUGCUGAAAGAUGAUCGACUUGGGCAACAUGUGCCAACUUUACAUCCAACUUCAGAAGAGCUGACGAUUGCUGGUAUGAGCUUUACCACCUUUGACCUUGGUGGCCAUGCACAGGCUCGAAGAGUGUGGAAAAACUACCUCCCUGCAAUCAAUGGCAUUGUCUUUCUUGUUGAUUGUGUAGACCACCUGAGACUGGCAGAAUCCAAAACAGAACUUGAUGCACUAAUGACAGAUGAAACUAUUGGAAAUGUGCCUAUCUUGAUUCUUGGUAACAAGAUUGAUAAGCCAGAGGCCAUAAGUGAGGAGAAACUACGUGAACUGUUUGGAUUGUAUGGCCAAACUACUGGCAAGGGUAAUAUUCCCCUGAAAGAACUGAAUACUAGACCACUGGAAGUGUUCAUGUGCAGCGUGCUAAAGAGACAGGGAUAUGGGGAGGGCUUCCGCUGGCUUUCACAAUACAUUGACUAGAUGUUCUACUACAAGGAGGUGCAUCAGGAACUGUUUAAGCAAAUUCACACUCAUUUUCAGUUCUUGUUCAGCUUGCUAUCACUCUCCAAAUGAAAGAGUUGUAGUCACUCAGUACAACUCGAUUUAAAUAUACUUUUAUCCAGUAAGACACACAAUUCACCCAUAAUCCCCCCCCCCCAAGCUUUUCUGAGAGAAUGGCAUUUCAGUGUCUGUUUUCAAGCCAAAUAGAUGAUGCUUUUUUUUCCAUUUAUUUCUGUUUUUCUUUUGACUUUUUUAUGGAUGUGUGAAAUUUAUAUGAUGUGAUAUAAAAGCAAAUAAUUCUAGUGGUAUUGGCAGCCCCAGUUUAUGUUUAAUUAUGUUUGAAACCCUUGAAACGUGUUUGCAGCACUUGGCAAGUUUAUAGUUUUUAAUAAGAUACAUGGUUGGGAUUUGGUAGAAUUACUUUGAAGAUUGUAUAAUUACAAUUGCUUUGAAUGGUGUGGCUGUUUUAUUUAACAAAACAACAAAAAUAAAGAAAAAAAUUAAACGAUCUUACAUACAGUUCCACUCAGUUUAAGAGCCCUUUUUUAACAUGGAAGCAAGGGUUAUGUCCAUUAUUUCCAUGGCAGAUGUCUGCAGGAUGUCUAGGUCAGAUGGAAAGUUAAAUGUCAAGAAUAUUCUGCUGUACAGUCCCUUCUGAAAGUAUUGGAAAGGCAAGGGCAAUUCUUUUUUCACUAUACACUGACAGCAUUUGGGUUUGAGAUCAAAAGAUGACUUACACUAUAGAUCAGAAUUUGUUUUAAUUUGAUAUUUACAGCUAGAUUUGUAAAACACUUCUUUAGAAUAUCGGAGCUUUGUGUAGCAGACCAUCCAAUUUUUAGGUGAGCAAAAGAUUUGGAACAGAUAAUCUUAAAGUAAUACACUUUAUUUUGUUGCAUAUCCCUUGCUUGCAAUAAUUGCAUCAAGCCGGCAACUCCCUGAUGUCGACAAGUUGUUGCCAUCUUGGUUUUUGGUGCUUUUCCAGGUUUGUUUUAGUAGCAUUACCACACGCGUGCACACAGCAUUGGAUAUACAAUCGACAUUGUGAAUUGCAAUGGAGAGAAAAUGGGAGUGUUUUUGACUGGCGUCUCGAUGUGGCAAUCAAGCAGUGUAUUUAUAACAUUUAAUAUCAAAAGAGAGUACAUUUAUUUAGCUUUCCAUUGGAAUAUUUUUGUGUACAUUUAAUUAAAUGGUACAGGUGUUAUGAUGAAUUGCAUUUCAAAAAUUUCAGGGCUACAGAGUGUGAAUGGGCCAUUAUCUGCACGGUUCAGUAUUUGGACCUUGACUUUCCGAGCGUUACAUAAGACCUAGUAUGAUUUGGCUGCUUUUUCAGCAUUACAGCCAAUCAGAGGAAAUCCUGAGCUUCAGUCCAAUACCUUAUUUAUUGUUGGCAAUUAAAGUGAUGUAAUUCUACAGUAAGUUAUUUUUCCUCUUCAGCAUUAUUGUAAUAUUUGUUAUUGCACAACUGCACAAAUUUUCAUAAGAAUAAUAAAAUAUAACUUUUCCUGCUUCUCAUGAUAUAUUACACAUGAGAAGCCAUAAAAUUUAACAUCUAUGGAAACGCAUUUUAAAAUUGUCGGUAGCUGUGCAUGAUAUUGUAAACAAACAAAUGAGCGAUAAAUGGUGCAAAUAAGGCCCUACUACACAUUGCUCAUUCAUGCAAUCAUAAUGCAACAUAUUAAGCAAGUCGUAAAUUCAAGCUGGUAUUUCUCCACCCUGCAAAUACACAAGGCACAUUCCAAGUAUCUUCAUCUGUAGAUGUUGCCACAGUAGACCAGUGUUUAUAUUCACCGUGCCUAAAAGUCCACCUGUCAGGUGGCUGCUUAUACAAACUGGAAAAUGUUGAAACGAUUGAUGAUGAAUAUCAGAUUUUGAUAUUCUUGAUUAGCAGUGGAAGUAAAAGUGGCUUUGCAAUUUGUAUUAUGUUGGUACAUGUAGCACAGUGAUUAAUGCCUUAAAAUAUUAAAAUGUAUUAUAUUAAUAUUGACACUACUUUUACAUAAUUUAUUUUAUCUUCAUGUUUAACUUGUUGCAAUAUAAUGUUCAAAGCAAGGUCUAUACAGUAACAUAUUAAUACCUUUAUUACAAUAUCAGUAACCUUAAUCAGAGGAUAGACAGAUCUUUCAAUGAAAUUUCUUGACUUAUUGCUAUAAUAUAAUUAUUGCUACUUUUAAUAUACUUGAACAUUUUUCAAGAAAAAUGUGUAGUUUUUGCUUCAGCAAUAUUGAAGUACCUUUCAAAUUAUGAAGCAUGAAAUAAAUAUCCAGUAUGACGAAUAAUGAAAUUCGAGACAAUAAAUAUUAUAUUAUGCAAAUAAGUACAAUAAAUACUGGGCGGAAAAAAAUAAAAAAUUGCAUUUAAUUAUAUUAAAAUGUUUACAUUUUAAAAUGUGUUAUGCUAGAUUUUUUGGGGCGAAAACAUUGUCCCACGUUUCGUAAAUUUAUAGGUGAAUUACGAAAUGACAUGCAUUUUGAAUAUAUGCAAAUUAGAACAACUGGAUAUGCAAUCAAAGAUAGAAAAGACGGGAUCAAAAAUGGAUUCUUUGAAUUUUUAAAGGGAAAAGUAACAACCUUGCUUUAACAUAAUGGUUAUAUUUGACAAGCAUAGAUGUAUAUGUAAACGAGUUUACAAUAUGCUAAUUUCAUGCAUACAUAUGCAAAUUAUGUUUUUGAAAAUGUCAAAAAUGGAUUCUGCAUAAAAUUUUUCUGGUGGAUGGCAAAUUUCAUGGAAAUAUCUCCACUUUUUCAAGUUAUUGCAGAAUAAGUAUCAGUGUGUUAAAAAAAAAGGGGCGGGGGUUUCCAUCAUUUGGUAUUGUUUCUUUAUAUAAUUCCAUACAACCCAGAUCCAAGAAAUAAUCUUGCUUCUGCAUCUUCCAGUCUCCAUAUCUCUGGAAGUAUUUGCUCAAUUUUGAUGAAAUAAAAGGCAUUUAAAUCAGCUGAAAAUACUCUUUGAAAUGCAUUACAUUUGCAAUUCAAACAACCCAAAUUGAAAUGCAUGCUCAGUUGGGUUCAGGUCUAGUGAUUGACUUGGCUAGUCUUAAACCUUCCACUUUUUCCACCUGAUGAAGUCUAUAUCUGGUCAUUUAGCACAAAAGUCUUUUCACACAAGUCUUUUUGUAUGAAUCAAGUAAUUUAGCACAAAUCUAAAGUCCUUUCGCACAGUUGUUGUAAACAACCCUGAAGAUGCUGGUGUCAAGCAUUUGGAUGUAAAAUUAAGCCCGAUCAUUGAAACGAUGAACAUGUAAACAGUGAGCAGACACCCCCCCCCCCCCCCAAUAAAUAAAUAAAUAAAAAUUCCUUGAAUUUUUAUGUGACAUGCUCAUUUGUUUAUAUUCACUGAGAAGAUAUAUUUUUAGAUGGCAAGAAACGUGUUGCUAUGGCAACAGCGUUGUUUACAAGUAUGUGUCUGUACUUCAUAUGCAUUGUCUAGCCGAGUGAGAUUUAAACUUCAUAAAAGUAAAAUCUGUUGAUUCACAAAUUUUGUUGCCAGUAAAGAUCACAUGCUUGGAUAAGGUUUUUGAAGAGAUUUUUAGAAUUGGAAACCUUUGUCGCAUAUACAUUACAAACCUGGAAGUCGACUGUAGCUGAACUGGUGUGCAGGGAUUGGUGACAAACAUACAGGCUACAUCAAACAUGGCGGAGUGGUGAAAUACAGUCACAUUCAAUUAGAAUCUCUGCAUCUUCCAUAAAAAAAAAAAAAAAUCAAACCUCUGUAAACAGGAUCAAUGGGUAUUUAUUAUAAAGAUUCAAUGUUCUUAGAAUUUGUGCGAAAGGACUUUUGUGCUAAAUGACUGUAAACAAUGAAGUCCAUUGAAGUGUUGUGGGUCAUUGUCUUGCUGCAUGCUGAAGUUCUUCUCAAUUAGAUUGGAUGCAUUUCUCUGUAAAUUGGCAGACAGAAUGUCUAUAGACUUCUGAAUUCAUUCUGCUGCUACCAUCAUGAGUUAGAUCAUCAAUAAAGAUGACUGAGCCCAUUCCUGAAGCAGCCGUGUAUGCCCAAGCAUCUUGCUGAACUGAUGAGCUUGUGUUUUUGGAUCAUGAGCGGAUCUUUUUAUUUCUCCAUACUUUUGGCCAUUGCAUCACUUUGCUGAGAGGUUAAUCUCAAUUUUUCAGAACUUUUGUGGCAUAUGUGUAUUUUAUGUCAGUCCAAUGUGGCCCUCUGAUUCUUAUUGUUGAAUGCACUAUAUUUCUGCUCUAGAAGAUCCCCCCCCCCAAAAAAAAAAAAAGUGGUUUGUGAGACCUUCACCCCUGCCUUGUGGAGGUUGUUGGUGAGGUCAUUGCCUGUUGUCUUUGGGGUUUUCUUCACGGCUCUGACAAUGUUUAUCAAUUGCUGUUUUCCUUGGCCAAACUGUUUGUGUGGUUACUUUGUUCAGGAUAGUCAAAAUGUUUGUAUUGGCUGUGCCCAGUGAUGGUGCAGAUUGAGUUUUCUCUGCUUCAAAAUGGCUUGCUUUUCUCCCAUAGACAGUUCUCUGAGCAUCAUAUAUCCUUUUUAACAACAAAUGCAGUAUUCACAGGUGAAAUUCAGGGUUCAAACAAAGAGUGUACAUUUUGAGCUGCUGUUUGUUUAAACAAUCAAUCUAAUAGGACACACCUGGGCAGCAAGAAAUACCUGUUAUGUUCCAGUAUUUUUGAUCACUUUAAAAAAUGGGGGCAUUCAAACAAAAGAUCCCACGUUCUAAGUUGUUUAACACAUCUAGAUGUUAAUAUCAGAAAAUGAUCUAUAUUCUUUUUAUUCAUUUUUUGAACUAAGUGUCUUCAGUGUAUAGCAAUAACAAAAGAAUUGGUUGAUGCAAUAUUUUCAGAGGGGACUGUAAAUCUGCUUUCCAUCAUCUAUAAAGUAUAUAACUUAAAGGAGAUGUGCAGAACCAUGGCCUCACUUUUUGUUUAUAAAUGCCUUGAGACCUCAAGAAUGGCAUAGGAAUAGUUUUAAGUGUUAACAAUAAAUCUAAUAUAGUAAUUUUUACAAUUAAAAUGAUUCAUAUAGGUAGCGGUCUGAGUAAAUGACCUUGACAUCUGUGACAUCACCAUUUUCGCUAUACUAAAACACAGAGCUAACUGCAACUUCAAGCUUCCAUUUUGAGCUAAUUUAUCACCAUGCCACAUAGAUGUGUUGCUGGCGGGUGCAGCAACACGACAGAAGGUGGAUAUUUGUUGCAUUCAUGGCCCAAAAAUGUUCAAACUGCAAAGAUUUGGAUGCAUUUUGUUUACGGGCACAUUGGGCGCCUAUGAAGUGGUCUCUCCUCUGCUCUGCACCUUUUACUGAUGACUUGUAUGAGACCUCUGAUCUGUUGAGGAGCGUUGGCUAUCAGCCCGUAUUGAAAGAGGGUGCAGUACCAACAAUUAAAGGAAAAGAAAACUACAAGAAAAGGAAAGUAAGUUCAGUUGCACCAGUUCUCCCAGAGUGUGAGCCGAGGGUUGUUGCUAAAACCCGGGAUGGAAUGUGACAUAUUAUCGCUCGGGCAGUGACCUCCCCACGGGUGUUACUAAAACUGGUGACAUCCUGUCCCGGGUUUUAGUAAUUGCCUGAGCCGAGCAGUAAUAGCGGAGUACUCAGUAUGGAGAAAAUGGAGAAUGAGUGGACAAGCAGUCUGAUUUCUCCACUGGAUAUGCUUGCCUCAACAGCAAUAUCUCGUCCUUAUGUGGAAGAAGCGAAUGAAUGGAGAACUGAACAAACAACUGAAAGUCAGAUUGUUUCAAAACAAUUGGCCACAAGGUCAGCCUUCAAGAUGCGAGAACACAGACGGGUAGGAUGCGACUUUCAUUUGGAUACAAAACAACAAAAACAACACUGGUUGUUUAUCUGCAUUUAGAUUAAUACAUGUAACUCAUAUUGUGUAUUUAAGUUACCGGUAUAAGAUUAUUUAAUUUGCUUCAUAAUAGUGAUUGCCUCAGUUCAUCUGAUUAUUUAAUUAGCCUUUUACAUUUUAUCAGUGAAAAUGCAUGCAUGUACAUGUAUGUUGCAUAAGUUAUAACACCUAUCCUGUUUUAAUGAGAGUCAACCCACAAUCAGAGAAGUCAAAUCAGUCUUAGUUCAGCAAGUUGGUAACGGUAUUUCUUACUUUCACCAUAAACUUUUAUUUAUAUGACUUUGGUCGAUAGCUGUCAAAGGCCUCGGCCUUAAAACCGGUUCCUGCUGUGACGUCACGCACUCAGGGCUGGCUGGCUCAGCGGGGCAGCUCGAAUGCCAACUUUGUGGUCGAUUUUAACUCUCAAAAAUAUAUAUUUUAUUAUUCCCAUUUAUGCAACAUACAAGAGUCAAGGAUGGAGAUACUAUCCACUCAGAAAUGUAUUUAAAAAUAAAGGUUCUGCGUAUCUCCUUUAAUGAGCAUUAUGUAAUGUGUUUGAAAAGAAUAUGGAUUUUCAUGGGUGGUUUCCUGAGGAGUUCUUUAUUUUAUCAACAUGUAAUUCAGAAGCAAAUAUACCAAGUAUUAUCAAGCACAUGAAUAUCUUAAUAAAAAUACAAAAAGGGCUACCUAAAUAACAAACAAUUUAGAGGAGCCUUUUUAAUUAAUUUUUAAGGAGGUACAAUGACAUUUUUUUUCUGUUCUUUGUGUACUGCCCAUCAUUCCAUGAACUGUUGCAUGUAAUGGAGAAACUCUGCAUUUAAAAAGAAUGAAUGAAUUAAUUAAUUAAUAAAUAUGAAAUGUUAAA